AUGUAUCACCUGGCCAAGUCGCUGUAUACGUAUGCGACCAGCAAAGAGGAGUACUCUGUCCUUUUAUUAGGUCUUGACAAUGCCGGCAAGACCACACUCCUCUCCCAGAUCAAAGCGCUCUACCAACCUCGACCCGAUGGCGCCCCGGCACCCAACCCCGGGAAGACCGUCCCGACCGUCGGCCAGAACGUCGCUACAAUUUCCCUGCAUGACAUGAACUUGAAAAUUUGGGAUGUAGGAGGGCAGAUCUCGAUGCGCGGUCUCUGGCAGAGUUACUAUUCUAGCUGCCACGCCAUUAUCUUUGUAGUGGACAGCGCCGACGUGGGUCAAGAUCCGGACAUUACCCGAUUGCCCUCCUUGAGUCGACGCCCGAGCUCAGUCGCCGGUCCCUCGCGAGGCAAUGACCUCUUUACGGAACAAAAUGUUGGCAUCAACGCCAGUGGGAGCGACUUUGGGCGCCUGGAUGAAUGUCGACAGGUCCUGGAAUCGGUUCUGCAGAACGCCGACGUCGCAGGGGUGCCCAUCCUCGUGCUGGCUAAUAAGCAGGACCGUGAAGAUUGCGUCGAGGUGGUUCGCAUUAAGGAAGGCUUCGUUCGCAAAGUGUUCGAAGGAGAAACUGGAAGCGGCGUCCGAGACAGUCGCGUGCUGCCGGUCAGCGCGCUCAUGGGCUCCGGAGUGCAGGCGGCUGUCGAGUGGGUGCAGAGUCGUGUCAAGUGGAAUAAAGAGGGCCGUCCACCGGUGAUGCGAUGA
This is a messenger RNA of Penicillium maclennaniae, 750 nucleotides long. Its product is annotated as ADP-ribosylation factor family protein. The record is from RefSeq and is a predicted model, not a curated record. The transcript has 2 exons. Gene Ontology annotation, biological process: Golgi to plasma membrane protein transport; protein localization to organelle; intracellular protein transport. The coding region runs from base 1 to 750 and encodes 249 amino acids. Gene Ontology annotation, cellular component: Golgi apparatus. NCBI's taxonomy places the organism in Eukaryota, Fungi, Ascomycota, Eurotiomycetes, Eurotiales, Aspergillaceae. Gene Ontology annotation, molecular function: GTPase activity; GTP binding.